CACUUGGAACAGUCCAUUCUCCAACUACAUCACUUGAGCUCAUCAACUUGUCACUUAAAGUACAUGCCUUUUGCAAAAUACUGAGGCACUUCACUGUAACCAUUGUGAACAACACGCCACUCCAUUGACUCUUGAGUUGUACUUCUUCCUAAAUUACUGAAAUUGUUAAACACCUUGGAAUUUUAUAAUGGCAGUGACUAUUGUGAUGGCAGUACAACUGAUGGUUUUAGGGUAUGUAGCUGUGGUUACAUUUGCCCAGCCCAUAUGGAGAAUGGAACCACCAGACGUUAUUGCCCUAGAAGGAGAUACUGUCAUGUUAACCUGCAUUGUGGGGAAUCGAACCAGCAUCACCCGGUCCGAUCAGAAACUCUUCUGGUACCACUCGGAGCACAACCAGCGCAUCAGUCGCAACAUGAACAUCCUGGUGGAAACGGAAGGCUCGCAGUAUACCGUUCAUUACGACCGCAUACUUGGUAUUUAUACCCUGGUCAUCGCAAACGUGGAUCUGUUCCAUGGGGGAACCUAUCAGUGUAUUUACCGGGAUCCUAAGACCGGCGCUGAGCACCACUCUCCAAAUUCCAUGCUGACUGUGUUGGUGCCGCCGGACGGCGGUUACGAACUCUGCAGAGUCUAUCCAAAGUCUAAGAUCAUUCUGUCUCCCACGGGGACACGAGUCUUAUCCUGUACGUCCCCAUUUCCGCUCGAGAGCAGCGAUCAGGUUUUGCAGAUUCAGCAAAACCAGGCUGUGUACCACAACUGGCAGGCUGAGAAUGCCAUGACCCUGCAUGGGUUCUUCCUCCAGAACCGGACCACGUUGCUGUCAGAAUCAGGACUCCUUAACGGGAAUCCAUUAUCUGUCAAGUAUUGUGCAGUCAACAGCCUCGUUGUGAGCUUGUUCCCAGAGUCCUGCCAUCUUGUGCCCAUCAAGGAGAAAAUGUCCGCUGUCAUCGACCCACCAAGAUUAGUCGCAAAGGCCGGAGAUGACAUAUCUUUGAGAUGCUCCCACGACACCGAGGCAACUAUCGUCGAUUAUUCCUGGGAGUUUAAAAGCAAUUUCCCCUUCAGCGGAUUCCAUUUGCGAGACAAAGGACAAAUCAUCUCGAUCAAGAACAUCGGAUACACUAACGGACCAGUCAAGAUUUUGUGCCACAUCACCACAGAGCUUGGCUUGCAAGCGACAGCAGCUGCCAACAUCUCGGUCAUUUUGGACGACCUCCCAACCACUCCAGGAGAACCCAUGAACCACCUGAUUGGAAACAACGAAGAAGACAAGCUGGUACAAACCGGUAACAAACCAGACGUCAAGGAAGCAGACCCAGACAGCAGCUUACUCAAGAACAUCAGUCUCCUUGUGGGACCGAGCUUGGGCGUUAUCUUUCUCUUCAUCUUUGCCAUAUUUCUUGCCUACUGCCUUGUCAAGUGGAAGAAGAAGGAGAAGCCGGAAUCAAAGCCAACUCAUCUGUCCCAAGAAGCUCACGCCGCUCUCUCUUUGACCACUGUCAAUCAGAACAAUAGUAAAGCCUUCUCAAAGCGUCACUAUUCCGACUCAGCUGCAUGCAGAGUAAGUCAUGUCGGCGAAGAGUAUGAAAACAUUGAAGCCUACGCCGAUAAACUCGCUGAGUUCUCACGUGGAACCAGUUCCUUUCAAUUGAACUCCGUCCGUCCGAUGGAGGCCAAUAUCAAAUUCAAGAUCGAGCUGCCGCAGUCUUUAAGCACCAGCAUGCCAGCACUCAACAUGCAUGGGAUUUCCUCCAUAAAAAAUACAGACUGUUCUUUGGACAGAGAAAUGACAUCCGGGUUUUCCGCGCCGGCAAAGCACGGACGCACAAGCAGCACUGUAGAGAAGAAGAGCAAAUCUUUCAACAGCAGAGAUGCAAAGAAAGAGGAUUGCUACAUGCCACUGAGCAAAGUCAUGAUGGACAUGAAUAAAGCUGGGAAAGUUGGGACUUGCUACUGAUAAAAUACAUUAAUUGACAGAUAAAGUACCAGUAACUUUCAUGGUAUGUACAUGCACAUGUAUCUAUGUUAGGGCCAAUGUUUUGCCAUUUCAGAAAAAUGUAAAUUCCAUUUUCAAAAAUCCUAAAUUCCGUUUCAGGCUGAAAAAUUCUGUUUCACAUUUUUUUCAAUACAUAUUAUACUGUAGUGCAUUUAAACAAACACCAUGCACACUUUGACGAUAAUGAAAUAGUCAUUUGGUUGGAACAGGGAAAAAUUGCCAAAAAAAGAUUGCUAUUUUAUCAACGGUCGAUCAAUUUACAGACGUAGUAUUUAACUUCACCACAGUCAAGUCAUUAAUACUGCACCGCCACCACCACACAAGUUAGAAACAUGCGAUAGCCGCAUACACCAUGACCAAACCAUUGGCCCUACUAUAUAUGUGCAUGUAGAUCUAUAUUCCUACAUUUGUUCUACCAGUAUACAUAUGUAGAUCAAUACGGAUGUAAUUAUUUAAAUGAUGGAAAAAGUAGAUUCUUUGUUGUGUAAACAGUCAUGCAGUAUGCAUGAAAUCAAAAUCAUCAUCUGUAUAGUGUAAACAAUCAAUUUGCUUGUCUAGAUUUGCCAUUUCCUUUUGAUGUGAGUUAAGUGUAGAAUUAGAGUUAGCAGGUA
This is a messenger RNA of Patiria miniata (bat star), 2607 nucleotides long. RefSeq lists its product as uncharacterized. The transcript has a single exon. The record is from RefSeq and is a predicted model, not a curated record. Bases 188 to 1957 code for a protein of 589 amino acids. Lineage: Eukaryota; Metazoa; Echinodermata; Asteroidea; Valvatida; Asterinidae.